AUGGCAUCCCCCCAAACCCCUUCCAAAGAAGGCGACACGGGCCUGAAAGGGGGACUCGAUGUGGUCGCCACAAACACCACCGGCGAGGUUCCAUAUUCGGUCUUCACCAAGGCUCAGAAAAGAUACAUCGUCUUCUUUGCAUCAUGGGCUGGCUUCUUCUCGCCCGUCUCGUCACAGAUCUACUUCCCUGCACUGAACAGCAUUGCAGAUGAUCUCGGUGUGACCAGCGCCCUAAUCAAUCUCACGCUGACGAGCUACAUGAUCUUUCAGGGUGUCUCUCCCAUGUUCGUUGGCGACUUUGCAGAUAAAGCUGGCCGUCGGCCUGCAUACAUGGUCUGCUUCCUGAUCUAUAUCGCUGCCAACAUCGGGCUGGCGCUGCAGGACAAUUUCGCCGCAUUGUUCGUCCUGCGAUGCCUGCAAAGUGCAGGGAGCAGCACAACAAUUGCCCUCUCUGCUGGCGUUGUCUCAGAUAUCGCCAUCGCCGCUGAGCGCGGGUCCUAUAUGGGCUUCGUAACGGCAGGUUCUCUCCUCGGACCAGCGAUGGGCCCGGUCAUCGGCGGUCUUCUAUCGCAGUAUCUCGGCUGGCGCUCGGUUUUCUGGUUCCUCACCAUUUUUGCCGGUGCUUUCUUGGUUCCUUUUGUUCUGCUAUUUCCAGAAACUGCUCGCGCAAUCGUGGGGAAUGGAUCUAUCCCGCCGCCCAAGUGGAAUAUCCCCUUGCUCACUUUGUUUCAAGCUCGAAAGGAGCCCCAGCCCGAAGAUUUUGAUUGGCCAAAGCUUCGAUUCCCCAAUCCCAUUCGGACCCUCUCGAUCGUAUUCCAGAAAGAUAUCGCGAUCAUUCUCAUCGCCAACGCAAUCCUCUUUGCCGGCUUUUACGAUGUCACAGCGGCGAUCCCUUCUAUAUACAAUGAGCUGUACGGCUUAGACGACCUCUAUAUUGGACUAUGCUAUGUCCCCUUUGGUCUCGGCGCGACCGUAGCAUCAAUAGCAACAGGAAAGCUUCUAGACUUCAACUACCGCCGGCUGGCAAAACAACUUAACGUUCCUCUUCAAGAAACUCGCGCCCGGAAUCUCACCCACUUCCCAAUUGAAUUCGCCCGUUUACAGGUCGCGCUCCCGCUGCUGACGCUAGGCGCAUUCACAAUCAUCGCGUUCGGAUGGUGUCUCAAUUACGGCGUACAUCUCGCCGCGCCAACAACCAUCCUCUUUCUCAUGGGUCUCACGUUGACAGGAGCAUUCAACACGGUCUCAACUCUGCUGGUAGAUUUCUAUCCCAGCAAUGCAUCUGCUGCUACUGCAUCAAAUAACCUUGUGCGUUGUUUACUUGGUGCUGGGGCUACAGCGCUUAUUGAUCCAAUGUUAGAGGCUAUGGGGCGGGGAUGGUGUUUUACCUUCAUUGCACUUGUGAUGUUGUGUACAAUGCCGUUACUUUGCGUGGUGAUGCGGUGGGGUCCGCGGUGGAGGAAUGAGAGGCAGGCGAAGAUCGAUGCAGCUACCACCGGAAAUUGCCAAAACUAG
Aspergillus nidulans FGSC A4 is the source of this 1515-nucleotide messenger RNA. RefSeq names its product MFS transporter. The record is from RefSeq and is a predicted model, not a curated record. The transcript is spliced from 2 exons. Gene Ontology annotation, cellular component: membrane; plasma membrane. Gene Ontology annotation, biological process: transmembrane transport. Lineage: Eukaryota; Fungi; Ascomycota; Eurotiomycetes; Eurotiales; Aspergillaceae. The coding region runs from base 1 to 1515 and encodes 504 amino acids. Gene Ontology annotation, molecular function: transmembrane transporter activity.